AUGAGUGUCUUCCCAGCGAGCCCAAAUUCAGCCGAUACUGGAUUUUCCAGAUUCGCCGACCUGCCGCCUGAACUGCGCGACGAGAUCUGGCUCCAUUGUCUUCCGCAUCGCGUAGAAGAGUUCGAUGUCGCUCAAGGCAAGGCUUUCUACCAUAACCACAGGAAUCCCGAUCGUCUUCCGCUGUGUACUCUUAACGCUACGACAUAUCUGAAUUUCAGACCCCCGUUAAUUACCCAAGUAUGCCGCGAAGCUCGAGACAUCGCGUUCAAGACAGGCAGUUACGAGGAAUACAAGCCCGUUCGGGCUCCGAAGGCCUAUUGGGUAAAACCCAGAGACAUUUCUCUCAGCGGAAAGAUCUGGCGCUCGCGUUCGUCGCCAAAGCUGGUACAUCUAAACUGGGACCGAAGCUACUCACUGCACGGCUAUUACUCUGGCUACUCGGGGCAGACAGAUCCGUUACGAUGCCUGGAACGUACCGUAUUGAUGCGUAGCAGCCGUGGUUCGAUGAUGAAGAAUUACUUAUCAACAUCGAUCGGCCGGGAUCGCCUCGAGGUAUUCGAUCAGCAUCAACAAUGGCUGGUCGUUAUGCACCUCGUAGUGAUACACGCACCAAUCCGGAUCGUCGCAGAAUCGGGACUGUUCGGUCUACUUGGCGACGCCCCUAUCCAAAUAGUCGAAGUCGCUAACGUCGACGAAAUUGAGGCGAUGUACAAGUUCGCCGAGCAGUGCUAUGAGCGCACACGGGAGCCAUGCAAGAAGAGCGAGUUUCGGCGCUCAGGAGCUGCGCUUGAAAAAUACCUAAACCAUCUGCUGACCCCUGCUUACGGUCCUGAUCGUGUCCCGAGUUAUGCCACCAGCAUCCGCGCAGCCGUCAUGUUCCGCGUGUGUCGCCAGAAUUGUUCGCCUCCAGACCCACCGCCUAUGGAGUCGGGCCCUGUUGGAGAUCGUACCAGGGCGUAG
Molecule: messenger RNA, 960 nt
Organism: Dissoconium aciculare CBS 342.82
Lineage: Eukaryota; Fungi; Ascomycota; Dothideomycetes; Mycosphaerellales; Dissoconiaceae
Exons: 1
Coding region: 1-960 (319 amino acids)
Source: RefSeq, a predicted model, not a curated record